Kuraishia capsulata CBS 1993 is the source of this 1110-nucleotide messenger RNA. RefSeq lists its product as uncharacterized. Bases 1 to 1110 code for a protein of 369 amino acids. NCBI's taxonomy places the organism in Eukaryota, Fungi, Ascomycota, Pichiomycetes, Pichiales, Pichiaceae. The transcript has a single exon. The record is from RefSeq and is a predicted model, not a curated record.
AUGGUUUCCAGUGACACACUCACAGACUAUGAGGCGUAUCGUGUUACGUUGAAGGAAUCGCUAGUCACUGCGCAGGCGCUGUUGGCCAGCACCACUGCUUUCCACGGCCAUCUGGUAGCUGGCACUGUUGACCAGAUUGCGGAAUCCGAACUAAAAGAGUUUCCGCGUUUGCAAAAACAGCUUGUUCGCGAGAAUGUUGGCAUUGUGAAGCAGCGGGACUUGCUCAAGGGUGAAAUACAGACGGUUUAUGAUGGUUUGAAGGUGAAGAGGGCACGGUUCAACCCGAUACAGGAUCCCAGACUACAGAAGAUUGACCGACUGGUGAUGGAAAAUAACCGGGUUUUGCAAGAACAUGAUAGUGCGCUGUUUAACUUUGAAGUUUUGGAUUCGUUGGAGUUGGACGACGCAGACGACGAGUCAUGGGUGAAAUCGUUGGAUUUAUCCAAGGAAGAUACCCUAGCCAAAGUCCAGAGGGAUGUUGAGGACUUGAUAGAAGGUGAUAUAGAGAUCGACGAAGCAACCCAAAAUGAAGAGCGCGAGAUUGUUGAUAGGCUAAAACAAGUUAUCUCGAAAGAGCAGUUGAAACGGUUCAAAUUGGCAUUUAUGAACGACAAGGUCUAUAGUCGUGAUCGUGCCACCAUGACCUCUUUGAACAGCAAAUGGUUGCAAAAGGUGAACAAGCUUGCAAAUUUCCUUGAGAAUGAUUUGAAGGUGAUUGUUGAUGAAAUAGACCAAAUCAAGGCCGAGGAUUAUGUCAAUGACGAGAAGGUACUGGUUGGAUCUGGAAACCAAGACGAAUUUGAGGAUGACGAUGAGGAAGACGAGGAUGAUGAACUAGAGCCUGAGAAGGCGGCCGAUCAAGAAGAAGAGAAAGAUUCUGAACAAAAUGUUAGUCCGGAAAGAGACCAAGAGGUUGAUCAGGAGGUCAAUCAGGAUGUAGAGGUGAGACCUCCGACUGACGAUCGUGAGAGUACACGCGAAAUAACACCUGAUAUACGCGAUAGUACGGAGGAGCCAGACACAAAGGACGAUCAUAUGGCAGUUGACGAUGUUCAAGAAGAGGCAGAAGGUGAAAUUUCAGACUACGAAGAGGAGGUAUUGGAAGAGUAA